Molecule: messenger RNA, 936 nt
Organism: Miniopterus natalensis
Lineage: Eukaryota; Metazoa; Chordata; Mammalia; Chiroptera; Miniopteridae
Product: olfactory receptor 6E1
Biological process (GO): G protein-coupled receptor signaling pathway
Cellular component (GO): membrane
Molecular function (GO): G protein-coupled receptor activity; olfactory receptor activity
Source: RefSeq, a predicted model, not a curated record
AUGGGAAACCACACCACUGUCACUGAGUUUGUCCUGCUGGGGCUGUCAGAUGCCUGUGAGCUACAGAUGCUUAUCUUCCUGGGGCUCCUCCUGACCUACCUGCUGACUCUCCUGGGGAAUCUCCUCAUUGUGGUUGUCACCCUCAUGGACAGGCGCCUCCACACCCCCAUGUACUACUUCCUCCGCAACUUUGCUCUCCUGGAGAUCUGGUUUACCUCAGCCAUCUUCCCCAAAAUGCUGACCAAUAUCCUGACUGGAUACAAGACCAUCUCCUUCCUAGGCUGUUUCUUCCAGAGUUUCCUGUAUUUCUUCCUGGGCACCACAGAGUUCUUCCUACUGGCAGUGAUGUCCUUUGACAGGUAUGUGGCCAUAUGUAAUCCCUUGCGUUAUGCCACCAUCAUGAGCAAAAGGGUCUGUGUACAGCUAGUCCUUUGUUCAUGGAUGACAGGAUUCCUCCUCAUCAUCAUUCCAAUUUUCAUCAUAUUUCAGCAGCCAUUCUGUGGCCCCAAUAUCAUCAAUCAUUUCUUCUGUGACAACUUUCCACUCCUGGAACUCAUAUGUGCAGACACAAGUCUCAUAGAGCUUCUGGGUUUUAUUGUGGCCAACUUCAGCUUACUGGGUACUCUGUCUGUGACGGCCACCUGCUAUGGCCACAUCCUCUGCACCAUCCUGCGUAUCCCUUCAGCUAAGGAGAGGCAGAGAGCCUUCUCAACCUGUUCAUCCCACAUCAUUGUCGUGUCUCUCUUCUAUGGCAGCUGCAUCUUCAUGUAUAUCCGAUCAGGCAAGGGUGGCCAGGGGGAGGGCAGGAACAAGGUGGUGGCCUUGCUCAACACGGUGGUGACCCCGAUGUUUAACCCCUUCAUCUACACCCUGAGGAACAAGCAGGUGAAACAGGUGUUUAGUGAGAAAUUGAGCAAGCUCCUCUUAAAAAGAUGA